This is a messenger RNA of Raphanus sativus (radish), 3456 nucleotides long. Its product is annotated as splicing factor-like protein 1. NCBI's taxonomy places the organism in Eukaryota, Viridiplantae, Streptophyta, Magnoliopsida, Brassicales, Brassicaceae. Gene Ontology annotation, cellular component: nucleus. The coding region runs from base 98 to 2416 and encodes 772 amino acids. The transcript is spliced from 2 exons. The record is from RefSeq and is a predicted model, not a curated record. Gene Ontology annotation, biological process: regulation of mRNA splicing, via spliceosome. Gene Ontology annotation, molecular function: zinc ion binding; mRNA binding.
GCAACUUGACCUUCGUCAUAACUUAAACCUACACACAUAGCCCUCUUUCAUCUCUUUGCUUUCUCCCAAAUCCGAAACCCUAGUUCUCGACCUCGCCAUGGAUUCCGUCGAAUUGAAUCCUUCUUCUCAUCCCCUCGAUCAACCUUCUCCUCCUGCUUCCUCUGAAACCGUAGCUUCUCUCAAGGACGAUAACUCUGCUUCCCUCGCCCCCGAUCAGAUUCCUGCUCCCGAAGCUACCAACGGCUCCUCUAACGGCGUUACCGGUGACGACAAGAACCAAUCCGAGGACACCACAACCCGGAGGAAGCGUCGGAGCAGGUGGGAUCCUCCUCCUUCCGAGUCGGUUAACAACACGAGCGCCGAUGGUGGCGGCGGCGAUUCCGGUACUAGGAAGCGUAAGUCGAGAUGGGCUGACGACGAGCCGAAGCCGACGAUUCAGCUGCCCGAUUACAUCAAGGAGAUCGUCGGAGGUAUCGAGUUCGAUCCCGAGAUUCAGGUUUUGAACAGCAGGUUGCUUGAUAUCAGUAGGCUGCUUCAGUCUGGUAUGGCUUUGGAUGAUAGACCCGAGGGGCAGAGGUCGCCUUCCCCAGAGCCUGUGUAUGAUAACAUGGGGAUUAGGAUCAACACUAGGGAGUACAGAGCGAGGGAGAGGUUGAAUAGAGAGAGGCAAGAGAUUAUAUCUCAGAUUAUUAAAAAGAAUCCUGCUUUUAAACCACCGGCGGAUUACAGGCCUCCCAAGCUCCAGAAGAAGCUGUUCAUUCCGAUGAAGGAUUAUCCCGGUUAUAAUUUCAUUGGUCUUAUUAUUGGUCCCAGGGGGAAUACUCAGAAGAGGAUGGAGAGGGAGACUGGUGCUAAGAUUGUGAUUAGGGGUAAAGGGUCUAUGAAGGAAGGUAGGCUGCAGAAGAAGGAUAUGAAGUACGACCCUGCUGAAAAUGAGGAUUUGCAUGUUUUGGUUGAGGCUGAGACUCAGGAGGCACUUGAAGCUGCUGCUAGUAUGGUCGAGAAGCUUCUUCAGCCUGUUGAUGAGGUGCUGAACGAACACAAGAGGCAACAGCUGAGGGAGCUUGCUACCUUGAAUGGUACUAUAAGGGAUGAAGAAUUCUGUAGGCUGUGUGGUGAGCCUGGACAUAGGCAGUUCGCGUGUCCAUCUCGUUUGAAUACCUUUAAAAGUGAUGUGCUUUGCAAGAUUUGUGGUGAUGGUGGACACCCUACUAUUGAUUGCCCCGUGAAGGAUACUAAUGGGAAGAAAAUGGAUGAUGAAUAUCAGAACUUUUUGGCUGAGUUAGGAGGAACUCUCCCUGAAUCUUCUCUCAAACAGAGUACUAAUACCUUGGCUCUUGGACCGGGAAGUUCGGGGGGAAGUAAUCCUCCAUGGGCUAGCAAUGGGGGCAGUGGGGCAAGUGCGCAUCCUGGCUUAGGGUCAAAUCCAGCCAAACCCUCCAAAGAAUAUGAUGAAAAAAAUCUCUACAUUGGGUUCUUACCUACGAUGCUUGAGGACGAUGGUUUGAUUAAUCUUUUUUCACCCUUUGGUGAAAUUGUGAUGGCAAAGGUAAUCAAGGACCAUAUUUCUGGUCUGAGCAGAGGCUAUGGUUUUGUUAAGUACGCAGAUGUCCAGAUGGCCAAUUCGGCGAUACAGGCAAUGAAUGGUUAUCGGUUAGAAGGUAAAACACUUGCUGUCAGGAUUGCUGGUAAACCGGCACCGCCUCCUGGGCCCCCGGCACCUCCCCCACCUACUCAAUCUUAUCCUCCUCCACCAUCACAACCAUAUGGCGCUGGUGGGCAACUGCCAAAUCCUUCAUAUUCACCGGCUCCAGUUCCUUGGGGUCCUCCUGUUCCUUCCUAUUCUCAAUAUGCUCCUCCGCCUCCUCCUGGUUCUUACCAUCCCGUCCCUGGUCAACAUAUGUCUCCUUAUGGAAUGCACUACCCACCACCACCACCACCUCCUCAUGUGACACAAGCUCCUCCACCUGGCACUACUACUAGUGAAAGCCAGCAAAGCUUCCCACCAGGAGUACAAGCAGAGAGUGGUACUCCUCCUUCAUCUGUGCCACCAAAUGUCUAUGGUGGUUCGCUUUCAGGUGUGCCUGGACAGCCUCCGUAUAUGAGUUAUCCAUCUUAUUACACUGCUGUUCCACCUCCACCUCCACCUCCAGUGCCGACCUCGUCUGCUGAUCAUUCCCAAAGCAUGGGUAAUAUGCCGUGGGCGAACAAUCCUCCUAUGCCGUCAUCUGAUCACUCGCAAGGUCUAGGUAAUGCACCUUGGGCACCUAAUCCUCCUCUGCCACCUUCUGUUGGAUAUCCCCAGAGCAUGGGGAACGCACCCUGGGCUCCCAAGCCUCCAGUUCAGCCACCUGCAGAGAAUCCAUCCACUGUUGGAGAUUCUGAGUAUGAGAAGUUCAUGGCUGAGAUGAAGUAGCAUGUGGUGUUCUAAGGAUAAACUCCUUAGUGGAGAGUCCCACGGCUAAAGGAGCAUCUGUUCUGGUAUUCGACUCUAAUUCAUAGAAUUUGCUAGUUGGAUGAUCAAAAAUAUUUUACCAAUCUGAUUUUUUUUCAAUCUCUAUUAUUUUUCGUCUUCUUUGUUUAUUCAGUAACUCCUAACGUGUUUUCUGGCCCGCAUUUGUUUUCAGUUUCGUUUCCAUGUGACAAGAUCUAUAGUACCAGUAGCAUAGGUUCCAGAAGUUUGUCCCUCUUAUUUUUUAUUGACAUGAACCUUUUGUUUUCUUCUAUUGUCUUAACUUUUUUACAGGUGUGAUGUUUCUUGGAGCCUCCUUUUGUACCGUGAUUAUCUUACAUCUUUCUUGUUGGAAGUUUGGGACUCACGUCUUAACCCCUUGCUAUGCUGUUGUGAAAUAUGCAGAGAUUCAGGCUGGAAGCUCCCAGUUCACACUGUUUCCUUCAUAAAUGCCAUAAGAUAUUUUAUUUACUGAUAAUAAUUUAUUUUCUGUACUUUUUCAGUUUGGGAUUCGAAACUUUUGGUGGUAUUGGUGUCGACAUAUCAUAUGUCGACAUAUCAUAUCUAGUUCCUGAUACAUCUUUGGAUCAUUUGAACUUUUUUUUUGUGUGAUAGAAAGCUUUUUUAAUAAGUUAGGUGCAGACUGACCAUAGAAACCAAUGUUUUAAUUGUGUGCGCUCACGUUAACAAUUUUGGUAAGUGGUGUGAUGAUAGUAGGGAUAUUCUCAUGGGAACAUAUUCGUAUGGAGGAAGUUGCGCAUCCGUUUUUGUCCAGUUCGUUGCCAUUGGCAAACCGGAAACCUCUGUCUGAGCCAACGGUGUUACUGUAUCUUUUGUUAAGUGAAGGCGUUGUUUCGGAAGAACACAUACAUUUCUUUAGAGAACAAGAAAUUUUCUGAUAUCUAAUUAUUAUUAUUUUAAACACUGAUCUUGCAUAGAAGGUUAAAAAUAUUUUAGAUUGGAUUUUAGAUACUAUUUAUAAUUUAUUUAUCCAUUUGCUAACA